AUGCUCCGUAUUCGAAUGCGGGAUCUGAAGGAGGUCGCUCGAAACGACGACAACCUCAAUCGAUUCCUCAGUCUGGCAAGAGUCUACUUGCCCAGGCUACCUAGGGCUACUGCAGAGUACUUAGCAGCCAAGGUACCAGUGGUACAAUGGUCUCCCAAAUAUUCCUUGUCAUGGCUAUGGAACGAUCUGGUUGCCGGAAUCACUAUCGGAAUCCUCCUGGUCUCUCAAGGUCUUGCCUACGCCAAAGUCGCCAAUAUCCCUGCCCGCUAUGGCCUCCUCUCUAGCUGGCUGCCAACCCUGAUCUACGCCAUUAUGGGAACGUCUAAAUAUGUCACCGCCGGCUCGACGGCCAUCAUGGGUCUGCUCACGGGGGAAAUCGUCACGGAUCUCGUUAAGGAAGGCUACGCAGCCGAAUCUGUCGCCACGGCGGCCGCAUUCUGGGUCGGCAUCUACUCGUUAAUCCUCGGACUCUUUCGGCUCGGCUUCCUCCUCGAGUUCAUCCCGCUGCCUAUCCUCUCAGACUACGUAUCCGGCGCCGCCAUCACCAUCGUUCUGCAACAGCUGAAGGGCCUCUUCGGCGAGGGAAAGUCUGCCAAUGACACCGCCAGCGUGAUCCGGGUGUUCUUCCAACUCCUCCCUUAUACCAACUGGCGGGUGUUCCUGAUGGGGUUCUCCAGCAUCGUUCUGCUGCUGCUUCUGCAAUUCGUCGGCCGCAGAUGGGGCAAAAAGUAUCGCAGUCUGUGGUAUCUUUCGAUUGCGCGCAACGCUCUCGCUCUCAUCAUCUUCACGGUCAUUAGCUGGGGAGUGAACAAGUCGCGCGCCAACGAUCCCCUAUUCGGCAUCUCCCAAGUCACCGGUACUGGCAUUAUUCCCCCGUCUGUGCCAGACUCCCCACUCCUCGUCAAGACCGCCGGCCGCAGCAUUGCCGUCUUCCUCACCGCAGCCCUCGAACACCUCGCUAUCGGCAAAGCAUUCGGCCGUCGCCACGGCUACAUCAUCGAACAGGACUAA
Aspergillus affinis is the source of this 1011-nucleotide messenger RNA. RefSeq lists its product as uncharacterized. NCBI's taxonomy places the organism in Eukaryota, Fungi, Ascomycota, Eurotiomycetes, Eurotiales, Aspergillaceae. Gene Ontology annotation, molecular function: sulfate transmembrane transporter activity. Gene Ontology annotation, cellular component: membrane. Gene Ontology annotation, biological process: transmembrane transport. The coding region runs from base 1 to 1011 and encodes 336 amino acids. The record is from RefSeq and is a predicted model, not a curated record. The transcript has 2 exons.